This is a messenger RNA of Pieris napi, 1037 nucleotides long. RefSeq names its product circadian clock-controlled protein daywake-like. Bases 72 to 794 code for a protein of 240 amino acids. The transcript is spliced from 5 exons. The record is from RefSeq and is a predicted model, not a curated record. Lineage: Eukaryota; Metazoa; Arthropoda; Insecta; Lepidoptera; Pieridae.
AUCGACAAAGUUCUGAAUUGUGAACACUACAGUGCAACAUCUGCAUUAGUAUACUGGUGAUAAAUUUCAUUAUGUUUUCGAUUUUUGAAAUAUUAGCUUUAACGACACUGUGCGCUAGUGUCGCUCAAAGUGAAUUACUACCGCCUUGCCAUCUUAACGACGAUGUCUGUUUUGAGAAGUCCAUUAACGUAGCCCUGCCUCAGGUCGUGUCUGAAAACAAAGCCCUUGGGGUCGAAUCAUGUGAUCCCUUGAAACUUGACCUAAUUGAGGGCGACAUGCCCGAUAUUAAAUUUAAGUUUAUUUCCCCAAUCACUACGGGAUUCAAGCAGUGUAUUGUCAAAAAUGUGAAAAUGAACUUAGAUGCACUUACGUUACACGAGGAGCUUGUCUGUCCGAAUCUAGAAACAACUGGCAAAUACGAAAUCUCUGGACGUCUCAUCACUUUACCUAUUGAGGGAAGUGGAGACUUCAAAAUCUCUGCCGGGUCAUACAAUAUAAUCCUCGAUUUUGAUUUGGAAACUGUGGUUGGAGAUGACAACAAAGCAUAUCUUUUCUUGAAAUCUUUCAAACAGAAAAACGAAGCAACAGCUCCAAUUUCUUUCGACUUCAAAAACCUUUUUAAUGGACAAAAGGAUCAGGCUGACAAUGCCCACGCAUUUGCUAAUCAGAACUGGAAGCAGGUCUCCGAUCUCCUGCAGGAACCUAUUUGGAACGAAAACGUGAAGAAAAUCAUUUUUAACGCCAACAAAUACUUAAUGACUGAACCCCUUGAUCAAAUGUUCAUAUCACCUUAGGUUGUUAAUGUAAAAAUACUAUACAUUUGUAACAUAUAUUAGUAUGUAAUGUAAUAUGUAAACAUAUAUUAAUUGCAAAUAACCCAUGUUUUUUCUACAUUAAUGACAAAAUAUUAUUUGGCUAUCAGUCGCUAUAAUAGUAGGUUUGAGCAUAAAGAGCCCAAAUGAAAAAGACCGUAGUGAGUAGUCUUAAACAUAUUAUUUAUAUUUUAAUUUUAAUAAUAAACUAUUAUAUAUCUAUCA